GCCGCGGGCUCCCCGAGCGUGUCCGAACAGCCCCUCUCUUGUCCGUGGCCCAGCCUAAUUCCCGCAGCGGGGCGGGCACGGUCGGGCAGCCAAAUCCCGGUCAGCUGAGGAGCUUAGGCGGGUUCGGGGCGAGCGGAGCGGAGCUGAGCUCCGGGCGGCAGGAGGGAGGGAUGGCGCCCAGGCACACGUUUAUUAAAUUUUGCAAUGGAAUAAUUCAGCCCAUGCUCAGAAUGGAGCACCAGCCCCUGCUCAGAGGGUCUAGCUCGCCCUGCAAGCUCCCCAGCUGGACGUUGUUCCUGGCUGUUUGUGCAGUUGGAAUUGGAGGCACCUUUCAGUAUGGAUACAAUGUCUCUAUUAUCAAUGCACCCACUCAGCAUAUACACAAGUUCUUAAACGAGACCUGGAGUAGCCGUUAUCACAAGGAGCUGAAUCCAGAUUUGCUGACUUUUCUUUGGUCUGUCAUUGCUUCCAUCUUUUCCCUCGGAGGCCUGUGUGGAGCCCUGAUUGGAGGCAGCAUGGCCAUACGCCUGGGCAGGAAAGGAGCUCUUUUGAUGAAUAAUGUUAUAGCAAUACUAGCCUCCAUUUUAAUGGGGAUCAGUUUUCCUACAGGAUUGUUUGAGUUACUGAUUGCUGGAAGGUUUUUGAUUGGCAUAAAUUCAGGUGUUGGGCUCUGUGUGCAGCCUCUUUAUAUUGGGGAGUUUGCCCCAAAACACCUCAGAGGUGGCUUGGCCAUGGGGACUUCCAUCUUUCUGACUGGGGGAAUUCUGACAGGACAAGUAAUUGGUUUGAGAGAAUUAUUGGGUGGAGAAAAGCAUUGGCCUCUGUUGCUAUCCAGCAGCUGUAUUCCAGCAUUAGCCCAACUGUUAUUCCUUCCAUGGUUUCCUGAAAGUCCCAGAUAUCUUCUUAUUGACAGAGGUGAUGAGCUGAGCUGUGCCAAAGCUUUGAAACGAUUUCAUGGUUCCUCAGAGUACCGAAGGGAGAUGGAAGACAUCCAGCGGGAAUGCUUUGCCUUAGAUGGGGAGAAACCCAAGAAGCCCUGGCAGUUAUUCACUGACCCUGCUGUGAGAUGGCAGCUCAUCACUGUCAUCGUGAUGACCAUGGGCCAACAGCUCAGUGGCAUUAAUGCUAUUUAUUUCUAUGCAACUUACGUUUUUGAACAAGCUGGGAUUGUGGCAGAAAAAAUCCCGUAUGUGACACUUGGCACUGGAGUUUGUGAAUGUCUCACAGCCCUCUCCUGUGGUUUGCUGAUAGACUAUGUGGGAAGAAGAUGCCUUAUCAUUGGGGGUUAUCUCCUCAUGACACUCUGGUGCACUGUUCUGACCUUCUCUCUGACUUACCAGGAGCUGUACUCCUGGGUGCCUUACAUGAGCAUGAUGUGUGUAUUUGCCUUCAUCUUGAGCUUUGGGCUGGGCCCAGGUGGCAUAACAAACACCCUGACAGCUGAGUUAUUUGUACAGUCCUCACGUCCUGCUGCCUACAUGAUUGCAGGGACCGUGAGCUGGAUUAGUUUCUUCACAGUUGGAAUGCUCUUUCCCUUCAUAGUGAAUGGACUGAAGCAGUAUUGUUUUGUGGUGUUCUUACUGGAGUGCUUCUUUGUUGCUGCUUUCAUCUUCCUCAUAAUUCCUGAGACAAAAAACAAAUCGUUUCUGGAAAUCAAAAAGGAAUUUCACAAGCUUAAUUUUGGAAGAAAUGCCAGGAGAAAGGAAACGGAGCUUUAUGAAAGAAGGCAACUCCAAGAUGAAUUUUUAAAGGUUUCUGCAUAAUUUCACAAAUGCAACAGAACUUCAGUGAGAAUUAUGAACCUUGUAAUACAUGAUCAAGUGGCUUAUUAAAUCUUCCUGUGUAUUUAGAGGAAGUGUAACUAAAGGCAAGUUAGUAUUGCUGAAAUACUAUUAACAACAUAUUGUAAUAUCCACAGAAAAUUUGAUCUUUAGCUGUAACCUGGGGCUGUAGGGAUGCAGAAAUGCUAGGGAGGAUGUUCAGUGAGCCCCUCUGGCAGAUUUCUGCAGAGAAUUCAGCAACUCUUCUUGCAUUUCAAAGCCCUGUGUUCAGUUUGGGUCAUUGGGCACAUCCAAAUGCUUUGCUGAGUGUAACAUUCUGAGUUCUUGUUAAAACCCACACAAGAACUGAUAGCUGAUAUUUGAAAUAUUCCAGUUUAUGUAGAAAUAGUGGUAUUCAGUUUUUGUUUUUUCAGUUAUGUAACUUUGAAAGCCUUAAAGAUAUUCCUCAUCCAGUCCUACUACUGUACUGUGCAACAAAAGUAUAGCACUCCCUGAAUUACUCGUAUUUGUAAUAAAAAUGUUUAUCCUGAUAAAAGA
This is a messenger RNA of Serinus canaria (Common canary), 2318 nucleotides long. Its product is annotated as solute carrier family 2, facilitated glucose transporter member 11-like. The record is from RefSeq and is a predicted model, not a curated record. Gene Ontology annotation, cellular component: membrane. Gene Ontology annotation, biological process: monosaccharide transmembrane transport. Gene Ontology annotation, molecular function: hexose transmembrane transporter activity. Lineage: Eukaryota; Metazoa; Chordata; Aves; Passeriformes; Fringillidae.